Temnothorax curvispinosus is the source of this 6191-nucleotide messenger RNA. It is a transcript of the gene Klp31E, whose product is annotated as kinesin-like protein KIF21A. NCBI's taxonomy places the organism in Eukaryota, Metazoa, Arthropoda, Insecta, Hymenoptera, Formicidae. The transcript is spliced from 16 exons. Gene Ontology annotation, molecular function: ATP binding; microtubule binding; microtubule motor activity. The coding region runs from base 949 to 5403 and encodes 1484 amino acids. Gene Ontology annotation, biological process: mitotic spindle organization; microtubule-based movement. The record is from RefSeq and is a predicted model, not a curated record.
AAACGAUGCUUAACUUUUCUUUUUGUUUAUAUGUAUAAAUAAUAGAUUUUUAGGAUUCUCCUAAAAAUGGUCUUACCGGCAAUCAAUAACGUACUGUCGGUAUCGGUGUAGAACGUACGAACGUACCAUCAAAUACCAUUAGUGUCUUGCAACUUGCAACGAUACCGGAUAGAUGGCGCCCGUAUGCAGAUAUUUUUUCGCUGUAAACUGUAACUAGUAACUGUUGGUAACUGUGCGUCUGCUGUGUCGUCUGUGACAGCUUGUGAAAUGAGAGUCUGUGUCUGUGUGGUUGUGGUAUGGCUGAUGGUGGCUGAUGGCUGGGCAGUGGGCAGUGGGCAGGCUGGGUAUGGCUAUAUCGUUUCCAACUCCAACGAGUCCAACGCGUGCUUGACACGCGGCAUGCGACAUGGCCUUUCUCAAUGAAUUUUACUACACGUAUACGUGUCCGUACAAGUGUUUCACGUAGUAGAGGAGACAACGAUGAUAUUGACUGAUGUUGACAGACUUCAGGCUGCUUCAGGCAGCUCAAGGCUCAAGCCCAUCAGGCUCUCACUCCCACGCUAAUGUCGCGAUUGUUUGGUGACUGGUUAGUGAGUAGGAAGUAGUGACUAGUGAGUACCGUCGGCGCGGCGCGGCGCGGCGCGGCGUCGCGUAGAUUGCGACGUGCGAGAGAUGCACGGUGCACGGUGACAUGACAGUCACCCGUCACCCAUGAGAGAUGUCAAGUUUUCACGAUUAUUGUGCCUGAUAACGCGUGCGCGAGCACACGGCACAAUGUUCUUGGCUUUGUCGCAUAGCGGAGGAUCGUAACUGUAACUGCCUGCAGUCGUUCGCCUUCGGCCCAUUUUGGCCUACGUUUAGCCUAAUACAGCGAAAGCUGUCUUCUUGAUCCUCACAACGGUAUCCUCAGGAUCCUCACAUAGACGACUAAUAGCCGCACGUAGCGAGAUGGCGGACGAUUCGAGCGUACGCGUUGCCGUGCGAAUAAGGCCUCAAGUAGCUCGCGAAGUAAUCGACAUGUGCAGGAUUUGUACUCAGGUACCUCAAGGGGAGCCGCAAGUUUUUCUCGGACCUGACAAGGCCUUUACGUACGACUACGUGUUCGAUACUCCGGUGAAUCAAAGCGCGAUUUACGAAACAUGCGUGAGCCGUCUCGUGGAAGGCGCGCUGGACGGCUACAACGCGACGGUUCUUGCCUACGGGCAAACCGGCUCUGGUAAAACUUACACUAUGGGCACCGGUUUUGACGUAGAGGUCGACGAGACUAUCGUCGGGAUCAUACCUAGAGCUAUUAGACAUCUUUUCGAUGGAAUAGCGGAUAAACAGCAGCGCGCGAGGGAACGCGUGCAAAUGCCUCCGGAGUUUAAGGUUACAGCACAAUUCUUGGAAUUAUAUAAUGAAGAUUUGAAAGAUUUGUUGGAGCCAGGAGGACCGAGGGGUGGUGCGCGUAUUCACGAGGAUACAAUGGGUAACAUACAUCUGGCUGGCGUAGAGCCGCGCGUCGUUACCAGCCCUGAACAAGCCUUAGAGUAUCUUCGUGUGGGCGCGUUAUCGCGCACGACCGGAUCUACGCAAAUGAACACGCAGUCCUCCAGAUCGCACGCGAUAUUUACGUUGUACGUCAAACAGCAAAGAUGCAUCAAAGUCGAAGAUCCUGACGCGGAUGUCGACACGAGUGGUGUCGACGUAGCGAAUGAAUUUGAAACGUUAACCGCCAAAUUUCACUUUGUCGAUUUGGCCGGUUCCGAGAGAUUAAAGAGAACAGGCGCUACCGGUGACAGAGCGAAGGAAGGCAUUUCUAUAAAUUGUGGAUUGUUGGCCCUGGGUAACGUCAUUUCUGCUCUCGGUGAUAAAACAAAGAAAGCCUUGCACAUACCGUACAGAGACUCAAAGUUAACCAGAUUACUUCAAGAUUCUCUCGGAGGAAAUAGUCAAACGGUUAUGAUAGCGUGUGUAUCGCCAAGCGACAGAGAUUUUAUGGAAACUCUGAGUACGUUAAAAUACGCGAAUCGAGCGAGAAAUAUAAAGAAUAAAGUUACCAUUAACCAGGACAAGAGCUCGAGAACGAUCGCUUCGCUACGACGAGAGAUUCAACAGCUUCAUGUGGAAUUGAUGGAAUAUAGGCAAGGCAAGAGAAUCGUCGGUGAAGACGGAGUUAACGACGCCUGGCAUGAAAAUCAAAUGCUGAGUAGCGACGUACAGAGUCUUCGCACUAGAGUGAAAGCACUUUCGGAGACGGUUGAGGCAUUAACCGCCAAGAAUGCUCUGUUGUUGGCGGAAAAAGCAGCGGGUCAAUGGCUAGCGGCAUCGAGCAAAGGUGAUGACCAAGUGACUAGCUUGAUACAGGGCUACGUUCAAGAAAUAGAAGAGUUGAGAGCUCGUCUAUUGGAAGCGGAAGCUAUGUAUCAGCACUUAAAAAAAAGGCAAAUGCAGGUUAACGCGGCGAAUCCAUACGGGGAUAGUUCAUUUCAUUCCGAUUCUGCAUCCGUGUUGAUCGACGCUAAAAGAGACGUCGAAAAAGAGAUAGAAACGUUAAGAGCCUUGAAAGAACAACACAGUCACGGUGGUACGACUACCAGGUCAAUGGACGAGGGAGAAAUAGAUGAUGCGGAGACUGCACAGGAUUCUGUAAGCGAGGAUGAUUCCGACGACGAUUCCGAUCGUAAAGAAGAAGACGAAGAAGAGGCAGCUAUGGGUCGUGAAUUAGAAGCGCUAACUUCCGAUAUCGAUGUUAAGCAGCGCUUGAUACAAGAGCUUGAGCUCUCUCAAAGACGUUUACAAACUAUGAAGCAGCACUAUGAGGAUAAAUUGUCUCAAUUGCAAGCUCGUAUUAGAGACACUCAAGAAGAAAGGGACAAAGUGUUGUUGUCUUUGCAGCAACAACCUACACCGCCUACCGAAAAAGUGAAAAACGUACGCGACGAGUACGAGAAGAAGCUCGCUAACAUGCAAAAAGAGAUGCGUCUUCUACAAUCUGCUAAAAAAGAACAUGCAAGGUUAUUGAAGAACCAGUCUCAGAAUGAAAGUAGGUUGAGAGGCCUGAGAAACGAGCUUUCGGAAAUGAAGAGGGCAAAGGUAAAACUUUUAAAUAAAAUGCGGGAAGAAGCCCAACGGCAUAAAGAAAACGAACUGAGACGCAAUAGAGAAAUAGCACAGUUACGUAAGGAAAGUCGUAGGCAUGCAAACGUGAUCAGAACGCUAGAAGCUGACAAGAGAAUGAAGGAAGUUGUUCUUAGGCGUAAACAAGAGGAAGUAACGGCACUACGAAAAAGGGAUAAAGGAUUGAGUCAAAAAGCUGCCGGUCGUGCACCAGUCAAGCCACUUAAUCCUAAAGCACUGAAGCAAAGGUGGCAGACGUUCGAGAGAACAAUCGCUAAACAAGCAUUAGCGAAACAAGCUGCCGCGGAAACGGAGAGAGAGAUGGAAAGACUACUUCAAGAAAGAGAAGAGUUGGGAAGAGAUUUGGAGAAGCUUCAAAAACAGAGGAGUCAAAUUACAAGCGCGAGAGGUGAUACCGUCGAUAUCGAUGAAGAAAUCGAUAAUGUGGAAAGUAAAAUCAGUUAUCUACAGGAUAGUAUUGCGGAAUGUCAGCGGGACAUGGUCGAGAUGGGCGAUGGUGAAGCGGAGAAUGAACCCGGUGUCGAAACGCUCAUCUCUACAAUUCGAACAGUAGACGAAGCACAGUACUUACUUCAACGAAUGCUCGCAUUUACCGUGGAGCAAAGCUGCAUAGCUGCGCAAAAGCAGCUCGAGGUGCGAGAUAUGGAAUCACGACUCAAUCAAGUUGCGCAAGAAAGCGAUGUACAACAUCAAUUGUUGGAGCACGUUUUACGCGAUAGAGAUCUUUUAUCUCUCACAAACACGCAGAACAAUGUAUUAGCUUAUAGCCCAGCUAGUUCAAGAAGCUCCUCUCCUGAUAAUGAAAGUUACGGUCAAAUUAUACUUGGCGAAGAAAGACAGCGUAAUAGUAAAGUUAGAAGAAGAACAACGCAACCACAAGAACUUCUCUAUGGUAUACACGCUAAUCCUGAAAAUGUCAAGGCAGACGAUCAGAAUCAAAAUCAUAAUCAUCCUCUUACUAGGGUCCCCAGUGCACCAGGUAGUCUAAAGGGACUGGUAUUAACGAGAAAUCAGUACGGUAGUACUGGUGGAUCGCCAACUUUGAGUCGUCGCGACAGUACAUCGCCCAGAGCUCUGCGACGGCCGAUUCAUCCUGGUGGAGGCUCCAUGGAGCAGGUAGCGCAUACGGAUAUAUCUUCACCUCCUGGAUCACCGACUACGUACAGACGUUUCAAUAGCCGCGAGGAAAACGUAUUCUCCAGAUUAACUGCGAACAGGCAGCUAGUCGCGUCUGAGCCACAACCAAUGAAAGGAAUUAUCUCGCAGUAUCAGGGCAAGGUGCAACCACGGGCCAUUUUGCAAUGUUCUCAUGUUGCGGAAGGACAUAACAAAGCUGUCCUUACUAUAUGCGUGACAUCAGAUUUACUUUUCAGCGGCUCGAAAGAUCGCACCGUGAAAGUAUGGGACUUGGAGACGGGAAUUGAAAGUUUGACUUUAGGUGGACAUCCCAAUAACGUCGUUGCCGUAAAGUAUUCCGCUGUUCAUCAGCUUCUAUUUAGCGUAUCCGCGGCAUACGUUAAAGUUUGGGAUUUAAGAACGGGCAACAACUGCAUAAAAACGUUGCUUUCUUCGGGUCAAGCUCAAAGCGGCCCUAUCGCAUUAUCGACUCCGUCUAGGAUACUUCAGGUCCCCAUGGGCGAAACAACGAUUAACGAUUUAGCGCUCAGUUUGGACGAACAGGAACUAUAUACUGCAGCUAGCGAUAAAGUUAGGAUAUGGGAUCUUCGUAAAUUGACGUACACCGCUAGAUUGAGCACACCACACACAGCGGCCGUUAUGUGCUUGGCCGUUGCUGAGGAUGGUAGAGUAAUAGCGGGUAGCAAGGAUCAUUUGAUAUCUCUCGCCGAGCCUAAUAUAUCCGGACCGUCCGUUAGUUUAGCGCCACCACAUUAUGACGGAGUUCAAUGCUUAGCAACAAUCGGUUCUACAUUAUUUUCCGGCUCUAGAGAUAUGUGCAUUAAACGAUGGGAUCUAAGCAAAAUGGAAUUGGUUCAAUCCCUAAACAACGCUCACAAAGAUUGGAUUUUGGGAUUGUGUACGAUAAAUAACGGUUCCAUAAUGAUUUCGGGAUGUCGCGGUGGUAUAUUGAAAGCAUGGUCAGUUCCUAAAGAUCAUUUAGGGGAAUGUACGCCUAUCGGAGAAGUGCGAGCGCACGCUUCUGCUAUCAAUGCUAUCGUGACCAAUCAGCAGCAUAUAUUUACAGCGAGCAACUCUGGGGAGGUGAAGCUGUGGCGUAUACCCGAUUCCUCAUUAUCCAUGUCCAUCUCCACAGUUUCCCUUUAACCUUAUUUGCUUUUUGCUUGUGCGUCACUGUGUGUUCGUUUAUCUUAUAUUUUUCUGAUAAUGUGCAUGCCGUUACCUGUAUUUCAAUAUUCAAAAGAUUUUACACAUAAUGCGGCGGUAAAGCUACAUUAUUUGUUAUGCCUUCAUCGAAUGUUUUACCAUACAUUUUAUACGCAACGCUAUACCAUACAAUACAAUAACUAAAAUACUAAAAGCUUAAAGUCGAAUAAAGAUGUGCGAUUACAUUUUGUAAACUUGGUGUCUAUAUUUACGUUCGCAUUAUUUCUGCAAAUCUUGUUGGCAUAAUUUAAUCGCCGCUACAAAAUUCAUAGCCAUUUUCAAAAUUGAACGUCAUGUUUGAGAGGAUUAAAUUUAUAAGUACGCGAGAUCCACGAGCAUCUUCUUGCUAUAUACGAAAUAAAAUAUGUAGAUAAUAAUAAUCAUUCUUUUGCUAGUAUAAUAAAUCCCAAAGAUAAAUAAUUCAAUAAAAUCAGUUUUUUGACACGUGUAACAAGUCUAUCAGUCUAGGGUGUAUGGAUGUUUAAUUCGUUAUUAUUUGCUUCUAUGUUGUUUACUCCACUUUGGUGCUUUGCAUGGUCAUCGUGUCGAUACGAAGCGAUGGAACUGUGAAAUUGUGGAACUAUAAACGAGACGCAAGGACCUUCCACAGGAGCAACUCACUCAAAAGCUAACACAUGUGUGUCGUAUACUACGUAUUAUAUUUAAUUUGCAAUUAUACAGUUUUAGUUUAAUUUAAAUGAUAAUGCACUUGAUCCUUUUUUUUAUAC